Molecule: messenger RNA, 1081 nt
Organism: Anopheles cruzii
Lineage: Eukaryota; Metazoa; Arthropoda; Insecta; Diptera; Culicidae
Product: zwei Ig domain protein zig-8-like
Exons: 8
Coding region: 119-1081 (320 amino acids)
Biological process (GO): synapse organization
Cellular component (GO): neuron projection membrane
Source: RefSeq, a predicted model, not a curated record
AAAGAAACAAAACGGAGCAGCAACAAAAACAAGGAUAUCGAAAUACAAUGGGCUCGGAAGGAUAAAACAAACACGUUCCGGUCCCGUCCGUUCGCAAGUGUCAAGCUGGAACAAAUGAAUGACUACUUUUCGCAAUAAAGACUAUGAUGCCAACGGUCGGCCAACUAGCAGCAUGAGCAUGAGGCAGCUAGCGGUGGUGAUGAUUAUUUUAAACAUAAAUUACGGUCGCCUGCACUGCUCGUACACGAUGGACAUCGAUGAACCGCACACGUACACACCACCGAAGCACUACUUCCAGACGUCCUCGUUCGACGAGACGGAGCUGGACGACGAAGCGCUCGCCCGGAACCCGCUCGACCGCGGCCCGUACUUUGACAUUUCGGCCUCGCGCAACAUCACCGCCCUCGUCGGAAACACGGCCUACCUGAACUGUCGCGUCCGGAACCUGGGCAAUCGGACGGUCUCCUGGAUCCGGCACCGCGAUCUGCACCUGCUGACGGUCGGGAAGGCAACCUACACCUCCGACCAGCGGUACCAGAGCGUCCACAAUCCGCAGCUCGACGACUGGUCGCUGAAGGUGCUGUACCCUCAGCAGCGGGACUCCGGUGUGUACGAGUGUCAAAUCUCCACGACGCCCCCGGUCGGCUACUCGAUGACGCUGGCAGUUGUGGAGCCCCUCACAACGAUCGUCGGUGGACCGGACCUAUACAUCGACACCGGUUCGACCGUCAAUCUGACCUGCAUCGUGCAGCAUCUCCCGGAACCCCCGCCUCUGAUCCAGUGGACCCACAACGGCGAGGAAAUUAAUUACGAUUCGCCCCGGGGCGGCGUGUCGGUGAUAACGGAGAAGGGCGACAUCACGACCUCCUACCUGCUGAUCCAGCGGGCCCGCGGGUCCGACACCGGCAAGUACACGUGCCUGCCGUCGACCGCCAACCCGAUCACCGUGCACGUCCACGUGCUGAAUGGUGAGCACCCGGCCGCCAUCCAGCGGGGCUGGCAAACGCGCAGCAAUUGCGCCCUGCUGACGAUGCUGUUCCUGCUCCUGAUGGCGUUAGCCCACAGGAUGGGCGUACGAUAA